GGAGUUACAUUACUAAGAUUGCGCAUCUCCAACUCAUUUAUCGAAGAUCCAUCUCAAAGAGCGGACAUAGUUAAAAAGAUCCAUAAAAUUCGCCAGUCUAAGAAUAGGAGGUUCAUCAUGUCAGAGUUCCGUUUUGCCUGUGUUACACUAAUGAUCGUUCUAGCUAUCAAUCAUUCAGAUCAAUCUUCUAUAAGAUCUCAGUCUGCGGAACAUCAAUCAAUUGUUAAAGAGCAUUCCCCAAUCAAUAUAAUACGGAUAAAACCGGUUGCUUUGGAAUCCUCUAAGAACAAUCUUGAUCAUCAAGAAAAUCGGCGAAAACAAAAGUCCAGUACGGAAACUGGUCUGAGUGAAAGUAAUGGAUCCGCAUCUUCAGUUAUAGUAAUUAAACCUGUUUUAUCGCCAAUCUCUGAGUAUCCUGCCAAGAAAAAUUCAAAAAAGUUUUGGAAGAAAAUGAUGAGACGUCCCAAGUUUCUCCAUGAUGUGAAGAAAGGUGAUAACAUGUCAGUAAGCCGAGUGGCACGAGUUCACCUUGCACCAGGAGCUUAUCCAGUGUUUUAUGGAUUGGCAAAAACUAAUGGGAAUUUCAAUAAGAUUAAGUCUAUUACACAUUCAACAAAUUAUUAGAUGUAUAUAAGUAUAUAAUCUAGUGUGAGACUAGAUAUAUAUAUGUAUCUUACCUAUAUGUACUGAUUUUUAUUGCAAGUUAUUGUUUUUCAAUUUUGAAAACUAUAGAUAGGGUAGAUAUCUCAACAAUAAAACCCUUCAAUAAUUAGAACGAAAGAACUUAUUUCCUCCAAUAUUUCGGAUUGAUAAUCCUUGAUAAUCCUUCAAUUGUAUGUAGAUUUUCAAUGAAGUCAAGUAUAUAGAAUAUGCUAUGAACCUGUAAUUAUUACAACUCAAAGAAAUUUGAGAUUCCUUAAUAGUGAGAUGAAAUUAAAUAUAGAAGGUAAAGUAGUUAUAAAUAUUUUUGAAGAGUUCAAAGAAGUUGCCUUUUAUAUAGCGUUUCAGCUAUUUACUUGGGAAUUAAUAAUAAGCGAAACGAAAAUCCUCAUUUUCAAAAGGAAUGGCGUGAAAGAGAAUGUUUUUCAAAGAUAAAAGAAUAUUCAAGAUGUUUAAUGGAAUCUGAUUGUGUGCAUUUUUACAGAUCAGAUAUUUGAAAAAAAAAAAUAAUAAAACCUGUAGAAAGCUGUUUAAUUUUUGGAUAAAUUUUAUUUUUUUAUCGUACAUACGAGUAUAUGCCGGGAGGAAACAUUUAACUUUUCUUCAACAAUUAAGAUCGGACAAGAAAUUCAGAGCUUCAGUAACGAUACCGGGAUACUAAUUUAAGAUAUUAAGAGUUUUAUUUGAAAUUCCUCAAAUAUGUGUAGCAACAAAAUGCCAGAACAAUUAUAGAUGCAGUCGGAAUUUGCAUUUUCGAUA
Hermetia illucens (black soldier fly) is the source of this 1419-nucleotide messenger RNA. RefSeq lists its product as uncharacterized. The record is from RefSeq and is a predicted model, not a curated record. The coding region runs from base 118 to 624 and encodes 168 amino acids. Lineage: Eukaryota; Metazoa; Arthropoda; Insecta; Diptera; Stratiomyidae. The transcript has 2 exons.